AUGACCGAGUGCUUACUGAAAGGGAAACGGUUCUUCUGCCGCGAGUGGGCUUUCAUUAAACUGUUGCACUGCCUCGACACCAGAUCCACGUCGAAAACAUGUGGGACCUUGGUCAUGGGCGGGCCCGGCAGCGGCAAGACAGCUCUGGGGUGUGAGCUCGUGUGGCCCACAUCCCCUCAGGGAAAACAAGCUCCUCUACGCUCGCGGAUGUUGGCGUACCAUUUCUGUCAGGCCCACGACGCCAACUCGCUGUCCAUCGUCACUUUCAUACAGAAUUUAGUCUCUCAGGUAUCGGCGUCGGGUCUCAUCAAGGAUUUCAAGUCGCAGGUGGCCUCUUCUGUAGUCCAGCACGUCCUUGACCCCGUCGAGUGCGAGGCCAACGCCGAUGAAGCUUUCAAGAUCGCCUUUCUGGAACCCCUCCACUCCUGUGAGCCCCCGGAGCAAACGCUGAUGCUCUGGGUCGACUCCAUCGAUGAAUCCUAUCUCCAUCCGGUCAACGAGAGGGCCACGUGCAGCCAGACGAUCGCGGAGCUGCUCGCCGAGCACAACGCCAGCUUCCCGCCGUGGCUCCUCCUCGUCUGCUCGGCUAGGAAGCAGAGCAAGGUCGUCACCCGGAUGUUCACCGGCUUCCGGAAGCUGAGCCUGGACGACCUGCGGAAAUCUCACGUGGUCCGAGACGUGCAGCAGUACAUCCUGUGCCGGCUGGACGCCGAGGACGGGCUGAGGCAACAUUUGAGCAGGGACACCGCGGAGAUGCUCAACCAGCUACACAUCAAGAGUAACGGCUGCUUCUUGUACCUGGAGAAGGUGCUGGACGGCGUGGCCGAGUCUUUCAUCAUGCUCAGGGAAGUUCGAGAAAUCCCCGGUACACUGAACGGUCUGUACUUAUGGUUGUGCCAGAGGCUGUUCGUCAAGAAACACGUUGUCAAAAUACAACCGCUGCUCAACGUUCUUCUAGCCUCCAGGAUUCCGAUGAACGCGGAAGAACUCUACGAGAGCAUGUUAGUUAAAGAGACGGACUUAAAGCGAGAGGAUUUCGAAAGAAGACUCAAGUUGAUGUCUCGUAUACUGUUUAACGGUUUUAAAGGGGAGCAGAUUGUUUUUCAUCACAGUUUCGCCGAAUGGCUUUUAGACGUGAAGCACUGCACCCAGAAAUAUUUGUGCAAUGCCAGCGAAGGGCACGCCAUGAUAGCGCUGAGACAGUUGCAGCACGCCCAUGAGCUCGAUGCCCUGGGCGUGCAGGAUCUGGCGCUUCAUCUGGUGAGGGCGAACUUCGCAGAGCAGAUCCGUUUCGAGCACCUGGUGCAGAUGUUGCUGGUUUCCGGGGCAAAGGUUGAGAAAUGCUUACUCGCUGGGCUGCCUAAAGAACCCAAGGUGGUGAGGCUUUUAACUGAGGCUGGGGCGAAGUCACCAUCGAUGGAGGGCGGGGCAACUAGCACUGACUCGCUGGUCGAGGCCAAGGAGAACUCCACUACAGUGAGUGACAAUAUGGAUUUGGACCAGAUGGAUGCCAACGGCAGGACGCAGCUGCACACCGCAUCCUACAGGGGGGACCUUCAACAGGUUCAGACAUUAAUCGCCAGAGGAGCUGCCCUGGAAGUGCAGGACAGGUCUGGACAGACGGCCGUGACCCUUGCCGCUCGCCAAGGCCAUACUGCUAUCGUGACAGCGCUGCUCAACGCGGGCGUCAAUGUUGAUCACGCGGACCACGAAGGUUGGACGGCCUUGCGGUCUGCGGCCUGGGCGGGCCAUACCAAGGUCGUGUCGCUGCUGCUGGACAAGGGUGCCCACGUCGACCACGCCGACUCUGAACAAAGGACAGCGUUGCGUGCGGCGUGCUGGGGAGGCCAUGAGGACAUUGUCAAGCUGCUGCUAGAGCAUAACUCUGAUGUCAACAAGACGGACCACGAAGGCAGGACGGCACUGAUUGCCGCCGCCUACAUGGGGCACGUAGAGAUAGUGGAGCAUCUACUGGACCACGGCGCCAACAUUGACCAUGAGGAUGUUGACGGACGCACGGCUCUGAGCGUCGCGUGCCUUUGUGUUCCCGCCAGCGAAGGUCACGAAAAGGUCGUCAGCCUCCUUCUGGAGCGCGGGGCGGAAGUCGAUCAUACGGACAAAGAUGGCAGCACGCCCCUUCUGGUGGCCGCCUACGAAGGGCACCCGGGGGUCUGCGAUAUGCUCCUAGAGUGGGACGCCGACGCUGACCACGUGGACGGCAAGAACAGAACGCCGCUGUGGGCGGCCACGUCCAUGGGCCACGCGCAGGUGGUCCGCCAGCUGCUGUUCUGGGGCGCGGCCGUGGAUCACAUUGACUUCGAGGGCAGGACCGUCCUUUGCGUGGCUGCGGCCCAAGGGUCUGAGUCGGUCGUCCGGCAACUGUUGGACAGGGGACUGGACGAGAUGCAUAGGGACAACUCUGGAUGGACGCCUUUACAUUUAGCAGCGUAUGAGGGCCACCUUCAG
Lymnaea stagnalis (great pond snail) is the source of this 2466-nucleotide messenger RNA. NCBI's taxonomy places the organism in Eukaryota, Metazoa, Mollusca, Gastropoda, Lymnaeidae. The record is from the annotation of a GenBank genome assembly.